This is a messenger RNA of Anolis sagrei ordinatus, 607 nucleotides long. Lineage: Eukaryota; Metazoa; Chordata; Lepidosauria; Squamata; Anolidae. The record is from RefSeq and is a predicted model, not a curated record.
AUGGACAAGUCAGGAGUAUCAAGGCUAAAUGUGGUAUUAAUUUUAUGGAUUUCAACAAUGCCAAUGUGGAGGUGUUACCCUAUUGUCCCUUCUAUGCUCCCUGGGAAAUCUGAUUACUGUCUCCUCCUGCUGAAUAGCUGCCUAACCAAGAUGGACAGGUCUGAAGAACUGGCAUUGAUAAAGCCUUUACUCGAGAAAUCAUACAUUAAAAGGUCCUUUCGGAAUGGAGUUGGAUCAGGAAUUAAAAAAACAUCCUUUCGAAGAGCCAGGUUAUAAGCAAUUCCCAAAGGGAAUGCCCAUGAAUCAAAACAUACAUGAUCUAGCCAAAUAUGCUUAAAAUUAUUUGCUGUUCAUUUCUGACGAUGAGUCGAACCAAUAGAGACAAAUGUAUUGGUGUGUUCAUAAUGUAAACAGAUGUUUAUUUGAAAUAGUGCAAGCCAAUGAAGCAAACGUGAUUGUUCCAAGCAGGUAUUUUUUUCAAAAUUAUAGCACCACCACAUUUUGGGCAUUGAUAUAAAAUGGGUUUUUAGUUUAAUUCCAUCUGGUAUAAACAUUGUGCCUUAACACAAAAUGAAGGCACGUGUUUUGACAUGUCCAUUUGGUAACA